Saprolegnia parasitica CBS 223.65 is the source of this 1361-nucleotide messenger RNA. RefSeq lists its product as hypothetical. Gene Ontology annotation, biological process: mRNA splicing, via spliceosome. Lineage: Eukaryota; Oomycota; Saprolegniomycetes; Saprolegniales; Saprolegniaceae. The transcript has a single exon. Gene Ontology annotation, cellular component: nucleus. The record is from RefSeq and is a predicted model, not a curated record. Bases 13 to 1287 code for a protein of 424 amino acids. Gene Ontology annotation, molecular function: RNA lariat debranching enzyme activity.
CCGAGAAGCAGCAUGAGCGCGCUCCGAGUGGCCGUCGUCGGAUGCAGCCAUGGGCAGCUUGAUGCGAUGUACGCGACGAUUGAGCACAUGAACACGAUGGACCCGGAGCGGCCGAUCCAGCUGCUCCUGUGCUGCGGCGACUUUCAGAGCUUCCGCAACGAGACCGACAUGCACUGCAUGGCGUGCCCCGACAAGUACAAGGAGCUUGGCGUCUUCCACGAGUACUACACUGGUGCCAAGGUCGCGCCCGUGCUCACGAUCUUCAUUGGCGGCAACCACGAAGCCUCCAACUACCUCCAGGACCUCUACUACGGCGGGUACGUGGCGCCCAACAUCUUUUACCUCGGGUCGGCCGGUGUCGUCAACGUCAACGGCGUGCGCAUUGCCGGCCUCUCGGGCAUCUACAAGCCGCACGACUUUACGUUCGGCCACCAUGAAGCGUUCCCGUACGACCAGAGCACGAUGCGUAGCAUCUACCACGUGCGCGAGUUUCAAGUGUACCAGCUCGGCCAUCUCAAGAAGAGCGCGUCGCCGAUCGACAUUAUGCUCUCGCACGACUGGCCGCGCGGUAUCGAGCGCUACGGCCGUACCGACGUCCUCCUCCGCAAGAAGUCCUUUCUCCGCGACGAAAUUGCACGCGGCGAGUUUGGGUCGCCGCCCAACGAAUUCCUCCUGCACUCGCUGCGCCCCAAGCACUGGUUCUCGGGCCACAUGCACGUCAAGUUUGCCGCGAUCGUACGCCAUACCGACGAGGCCAUGACCAAGUUCUUGGCCCUCGACAAGUGCUUGCCGCACCGCGACUUUAUGCAGGUGACCGACAUUGCACCAAGUACGCCGUUCACUGCUACGGACGGCGGCGCGGUGACGCUCUCGAUGGACAAGGACUGGCUCGCGGUGCUUCGCGCGACCCACCACAUUGCCUCGAGCGUGCGCCUUCGCCCGCGCGUGCCCGAAGACGACAUGGCGAUUGAGGACACCGACAUUGCAUGGGUGGAAGCCCGCUUGACCGAGCUCGCGGCGACGUCGCAUGACCGUGCGACGAACCCACUGGCGUGGAUCCGGCCGUUCGAGUUGACGGCGCCGCCGGCGUACAGCGCGCCGAGCCACGUGCCGGUGGUCGGCAACCCACAGACGGACGCACUCCUGGCGCUGCUCAAGCUCCCGCAUGUGGUGACGGUGCCGUAUGUGCCCGUGGGCGCAAACCCGAAUGCGAUCGACCUCGAUGCGGAGGCGGCGCCCGUCGCCGUCGUGGAAGAUCCCAAUGCACUCGACAUUGACGAUCUUUAAUACACACAGGCUGGUCGUGUACCUCCUACUACAGCGUACUAGUACUAUGUUGAACUGAGUUCUGAUAAAAUUAU